AACAGCAUUAAAUUUCAUAUUUCCGGUUCUGGUCCACACCGGGGUACGUGGCUUCAAAUUGCAGGCACCUCGCCGAAGCCAAAAUGCCUCAACAAAGUGAAUUGAUGGAUAAAGCAGAAGAUGUUGUAGACCAGAUUUUGAGGAAGAGUAAACAUGUUCUUCCACAUGUAGCUAGAUUCUGUUUGAUAGGAACAUUUUUGGAGGAUGGCAUCCGAAUGUGGUCACAGUGGAGUGAGCAACGGGAUUACAUGAAUUCAACAUGGGGUUGUGGGUGGUACCUGGCCACACUUUUUGUAUUAGUUAAUCUUAUAGGCCAGUUAGGAGGCUGUGUCAUGGUACUAAGUCGACAGAAGGUUCCCAUUGCCUGUGGCAUACUCUUCUCAAUUAUAGCUUUACAGACUGUUGCCUAUAGCAUUCUUUGGGAUAUAAAGUUUCUCCUUAGAAAUUUGGCCUUGGCUGGAGGAGUACUACUUUUAUUAGCAGAAGAUCGUGCAGAAGGCAAAAGCCUAUUUGCAGGCCUUCCAUCACUCGGAGAAAAUAACCCGAAACAGUACAUGCAGCUCAGUGGUCGCAUUCUCCUUGUGCUUAUGUUCUUAACCCUCUUACGUUUAGAACUUGACUUCUUUCAAAUGAUACAGAACUUGGUUGGUACAGCAUUAAUUCUCCUUAUUGCCGUUGGCUUCAAAACAAAGUUGUCUGCCCUUGUUUUAGUUGUAUGGUUGACAUUGCUGAACUUGUAUUUCAAUGCUUGGUGGAACGUCCCUUCCUACAAACCAAUGAGAGACUUUCUGAAAUACGAUUUUUUCCAGACACUCUCUGUCAUCGGGGGUUUGUUGUUGGUGGUAGCUUAUGGUCCAGGAGGUGUCAGCAUGGAUGAGCACAAGAAGAAAUGGUGAUGGAAGUUGUCUUACUCAUACUGUGCAAAACUUUCAAACUAAGUACGAAUCAAGAUAAACACGGCAAAGCUUUUUCAGGCAAGAAUCAAUAUACAUUUCUAGUCUCAGGGUUGGACUCAAAAAAAGUAAAGUUUAAUCAUUAUGUGUAUGUUAGUAAUUAUAAGGGGUGGGAAAGGGCACAUUCUGGCAAGUGGAGCCCAUAUCUGGGCAAGAGAAAAUAAUAUGCUCUUGAUAUAGUAAUAGGAUUGCUGUAUGAUUCAUACAAAAAAUACCAGUUUUCAGGCACAAAAGUGUGGUUAUCUCUGCAAAUAAUACAUCUUUGGUUUUGCAGGAAUCUUUAUAGGAAUUUGUAAUUCCUAUUUUCUUUUGUUAUUAAUUGCUGGAAUGUAUUGAUUAGUGAAAGGGAAACAUCAGUCCUACUAUUUUUUUUCUUGGAUGUAAAGAACAUUUUUGUAAUAAGCUUGACAGAAGUUUUUGGUUGUUAUGCCAAUUUAAUCCAGAUAUGGUGCAGCUGUAGCAUUUUUUUUAUGUUAAAAUGGGCUCUACAAGGCCAGUUCAGCUAGAAUAUGCAGAGUUGCUUCCGCCAAGCUGUAUUCAGCUUUCCAUCUUUGAGUCACGACAGUUUCCUAAUAAAAUUCAUUCUGUCAUAUGUAUUUUCUUUCUAAUAUAUUGUAUAUAUCAACUAGGUACAUGUAUAAGUAACUGACAGUAGAUUCAUAUACUGUUGCAAUCAUUAAUACAAAUAGUAACCGGUAUAUUUAGUACACAAACUUAUUUUUCAAAUUUCACCCUUCAGUGUUUGAUGUCAGAAUUUAUGUUUUCCUGAUUGGAAAUACUUGUGUUUAAGAAAGGUUUCAUAGUGCUAUUAGCAAUGCAAGUGUCUGGGCAUCUUUGAAAUCUGAGGGUUUCUACUCUUUACCUGUAAGGUACAUUUACAAAUUUUCUUUGCACCUCCAGAUAAUGUUAAGGAUAAAAUCAAAGGCUCUGUAUGUAAGUUGACUUGUCAGGACAUGACUGCAGAAACAUGCACACCUAGGAUCUGUUUGAUUAGUAUAAAAGGAAUCAAGCAUUACUUCAAAAAUCCAAGGUAUUCUUAAUUUUUGUUAACUUUUUUUAUAGUUGGUAGAACGCCAGAAUAAUUAGGACUAGACUGAAGAUAGCACAAUUCUAAUUUUUGAUGGACUUAAAUACAUCCUAUGAUUGGUCAUCUUUUAAAAUUUCAACAAGACAAAUGGCAAUCCAGAAGCUUUCAAUUUCAUCCCAACGUUUUCCAUAAUUAGUGUAUGGUAACUAGAGUAGAACUCUUUAAUUUCUGAGAUGGUGUUUGGGAAACUAGUUUUCUUCCAGUAUCAGUAUACCUAGUCCAAGUUACCGAUAGAUUUACUACCAGCAUUGAGACCUGGUAGAAAGAUUUCCACAAGGAAUGUUCAAUAUUUCAUAGAACACCUUAUAUUGUAUAAUUAAUAUAGGACAGAUGCCUAACACAUUUCAGUUGUUUGCUUUAUUAUUUUAUUGUGAAUACUUGUUAGCAUUGUUGUAAAUUUUUUCUUGUAAUUUAAAUGCAGAUUCCUGUGAAUUGAAAAAAAAAGAAAUAGUUUACAUUUCUCUUGCUGUACAAGUUGUAUGUCUCAGCAGACCGGGGAAAUUUUACUUGUUUCAUUCAGACAUUAUUAUUUACCAGGUAAGAUCAAUAUAUAGAUUAAAUAGGGACAAUUAUGGACAAUUGAAUGUUUAGAAAAUACUUAAAUUAUUGAAUGAAGUGUUUAUUAUGGUCACACAACCUUGUUCAAGACUGAACAUUCUUUCUUGCCAUUUAGACUGAUUUAAAAAAAAAAAUCCCUAAUUAAUAGUAUAAAUUUAGCAAAGAAUGAUAAUUAAAAGCUAUAUUAAGUACUAGAAAGACUGGAUACAUUGAUAGUAAUGUAUGAUCAUCGUUUUUGUUGUUUUGCCUUGGUUUUUCUUUGUUAAAAUAUUUUUUUUUCAAAAUGCACAAUCUUUUGUUUGGUAGAGAGAUUAACUAUUAACCCGCCAUGGAAGUUUCUAGCUUUAAUUUUAAUGUGAAGAAAGAUGAAUAGAAGUUGAUUUUUUCUGCAUGUGUAAGCCUUUAUAUUUUGGGUACAAGUACUGUUUAACUGCUUUUCACAGGCCUUUUUUUAUUACAUAAAUGUGCGAGUUCAUGACCAGAUCCAAGAGCCAAAUUGUGAUGUACAUUAGUAAUUCUGUUUACUUGUUCUAGAUGAUAGAUUUGGCAUAGAGCUCACCCUGGCCAAGGUAGCAAUCCACCUCACAAUAUCUUUAAUUAGAUUAUGAAGUGACAUUCACAGUGGUGUUACAUCAUAAUUGAAUUCAGCACAUAUUUAAUAUUCCACAAGUUUAUUCUAAACACAUUGAAAUUAUUUACUGUUUAAUUUCAUCUUUGUGGGAUUACUGCUGAAAUUUAUCAAAAAAAUCAAUUAUUCAUAUUUCAUUUGAAUUUCUUAGAAUUUUAAGGUAUAUUGAUGAGAGUUUUUGUUCGCUAAUUUACAAUGAACCAAUCAGGAUGAGCCUUAUCCAACUUUGUCUACUGGAGUUGUGUAGUUGUAUGUACUACUGUUGAUGAAAGUGACAUGCAUCAUUCAUAGUUUUGAACUGUGUUGUCAUAUAUUCUGUUGUCAUUUAACCUGUAUAAAACAUUGUGCAUGAGAGGAAAUAAAACAAAAAAAAAAGAAUUUAGUAAAGAAAUA
Molecule: messenger RNA, 3619 nt
Organism: Ylistrum balloti
Lineage: Eukaryota; Metazoa; Mollusca; Bivalvia; Pectinida; Pectinidae
Product: surfeit locus protein 4-like
Exons: 4
Coding region: 84-896 (270 amino acids)
Biological process (GO): Golgi organization
Cellular component (GO): endoplasmic reticulum; membrane; endoplasmic reticulum-Golgi intermediate compartment
Source: RefSeq, a predicted model, not a curated record